Molecule: messenger RNA, 2505 nt
Organism: Lutzomyia longipalpis
Lineage: Eukaryota; Metazoa; Arthropoda; Insecta; Diptera; Psychodidae
Gene: oys
Product: lysophospholipid acyltransferase 6
Exons: 5
Coding region: 238-2052 (604 amino acids)
Biological process (GO): lipid modification
Cellular component (GO): membrane
Molecular function (GO): acyltransferase activity
Source: RefSeq, a predicted model, not a curated record
GUAGCUGGGUUGGGCUGGCAAGGCAAUGUCAUUAUUGUCAGUCGGAAAAUUUUUGUUGACAAAGGUGGUUCAUCUUUCAGAUUUCUCUAAUAAAUCUCUGGGUGAAAAGUGAGUGACUAAAGAAUAGCUUUCGUGAAGAGACUUUCGUGUCACGUGUGAGCGUAACGUGAUUCACAUCACAACGCCUAAAUACGCCCAAAAUUUGCGUCAUCGUGAACUAUCUAUCUCUCUCGCACAAUGUUUUUUAAUUCUUGGUUGGCAGAACUUACGGAUUUGCCCAUUGAUUUGAUCAAUUUUUUGAUCAGUCAAUGUUUGGCCCUACUUUUGGCAUCGUUCUUCCGGUCAGUGUUGCACCCGUCGAAAGUUCCUGCAAGCGUACGUCAUGCCAUUGGCCUUGUAUUGGGUCUCUUCUUUGGCUACUUCUGCUUCGGACAGCAAGCCAUUCAUAUUGCUGGUCUUCCUGCAAUAUGUUACAUUGUGAUUCGCACACAGAAUCCACAAAUUGUACAACGUCUUGUAAUGGUUGUGGCCCUAUUGUAUCUAUCGUGCAUUCAUUUGCAUCGUCAAUACUACGACUAUGGGUCGUAUUCAUUGGAUAUAACAGGUCCCCUUAUGAUCAUUACACAAAAGGUCACGAGUCUAGCAUUCAGCAUCCAUGACGGAUUCACAAGGGAACAGAAAGAGCUCACUAAAAGUCAACAGUACCAUGCUGUCAAGAAACUUCCAUCAGCCCUCGAGUUUUUCUCAUAUGCCCUACAUUUCCAGGGCAUCCUAGCAGGACCUAUUGUUUUCUAUCGUGAUUACAUGGAAUUCAUUGAGGGCUACCACAUCUUGAAACAUGCUCCGGGUACAACAUCUGCAAUAAAUCGGUCUAAUAUAGUACAUGAACCAUCACCCAUGAAGAGUGUUAUUAAUAAAGUGGCAGCAAGUCUCGUGUGUGCCUAUAUCUUCAUGAAGUUUGUGACAAUGUACCCAAUAGAAACAAUCAAAGACGAUGAAUUCAUAAACAAUACAACAAUGGCAUACAAAAUGUGGUUCGUAAUGAUGGCAACAACAGCGUGCAGAUUCAAGUACUACCACGCUUGGCUCUUUGCUGAUGCCAUCUGCAACAACUCAGGCCUCGGGUUCAAUGGCUAUGAAGCCGAUGGAACGGCCAAAUGGGAUAUGAUCUCCAAUAUAAAUGUGAUUGGCUUCGAGUUGGGUACAAACUUCCGUGAUUGUAUCAAUUGCUGGAAUAUGGGGACAAAUCGUUGGCUUCGCAUGACUGUUUAUGAGCGUGUGCCAAAGAAGUACGGUACAAUGUUAACUUUUGCUCUCAGUGCUCUCUGGCAUGGAUUCUAUCCUGGAUAUUAUGUAACUUUUGCCGGUGGUGCACUGUUUGUAAUGGCGGCAAGAUCCGCCCGACGAAUGUUCCGCCAUCGAUUCCAAAAAACUGCAUUUGUUCGUCGCUUUUACGAUAUUCUUACGUGUUUUGUUACAAGAUUCUAUAUGGGAUAUGCCACAUUUCCAUUUAUCGUCCUUGAAUUUAAGGCCAGUCUUACUAUGUACCUGAAAUUUUACAUGUGCCUUCAUACGAUUGCCCUCGUAACGAUCUUCAUCCUACCACGCUUCAUUCGCGGUGAGAGGAAUACCAAGAAGACGGCUGUGGUAACAUUGGGUGCAAGAUCCGGCGAAGGGAAUGCGGAAGAUGAGGAGAAGGAGCAGAAUAGUGGGGAAAAGUCAAUGGGAAUACAGGCUGUGGGUGAAGGACGCAAUGAUCCACUACCGGAGAUGGAUAGUGAUGCACUAGCGUCAGUGAUAAAGAAGAACAUCGAAAUGGAGGCACGAAACCUUGAGGAAUUCUUGGAGAAGAAGGCCAAGGGGAUUGUUGAACUGAAGGAGGAUCUAUGGCAGGAGUUGAAUGACAUGGAACUGCGACGGAGGUAUCCAGAUGACAUAUCGCCAGACGUUGGAGUCGAUGCGUUUAUCAAGAAGGAAAUUAAUGCUCUCAACCAAGCCGUACAGCAGGCUACAGUCUUGCCAGCGGUGCUCAGCAAUGGACACGCCAAGUAGGUGACAUCAUUCUACAUAAUAAUCUUCGUUUUCCUAUAUUAUAAACUACUCCAAAUUCUAUCAGCUUCCCAUGAGGUUUUGUUUCUCAGAUUUUGUGUCAUAUGAAUAAUAUUUUGGAUAUAGAUUUUUUGGGCAAAUUGUUUUGUAAUAAAUUAAAUGCUUUUGAUCGAGGCUAUUUUAGUUAUCUUAAAAAAAAUUAAAAUAUAAGAUAAGAAAACUCAGUCUUUAAACUUUUGUAUUUUGAGACAAUUUAAUAUUGGAUUUCUUUAUCUAUAGUAUGCAAAACAUAGGUAGGUAACUAUCUUAUAUUUCUAGUUUAGAAAAUUGACAGCAAUAGCCUCGAUUGCUUAUAAAACAUAUUUAGAAAUUUAUAAUACGGAUAGGGUGAGAAUUGAACAGGUUUUACGUAUUAAAAGAACCUUUAGGAAAAAAUCAUAAGCAAAAAUUAAACAA